AUGUCCUCCAAACCGCAAUCAUUCGUCAUUCUAGGAGCCGGGGUCAUUGGCCUAACCAGCGCUCUUAGCUUGAGGGAAACCUACCCCGAUGCCGAGAUUGUCAUUGUCGCCGAGUAUUUCCCAGGCGAUUAUAACAUUGACUAUACAUCCCCAUGGGCCGGCGGCAACUGGUGUUCAUCGGCCACUGAUAAUGGAGUUCUUGAGGCUUGUGAUCGUGUCACUUUUGAAAAGUUUGAUCACCUGGCACGGGCCGUCCCUCAAUGCGGCAUCAAGAGAUCGCCUCUGCGCAUGGUCUUUGAUCAGAACAUCAAGGAUGCAGAGAUACUGAGCAAAGAUACGGACAAGGUUUGGUAUGAAGAGCUUGUUGGGGGCCUUGACCCGAUCCCUCAAGCAGAGUUGCCAUCUGGUGCUGUAUUUGGGCUCGAUAUGAGAUCAACCUUUGUCAUCAAUACGCAAGUCUAUUUGAGAUGGCUUCUAGAAUGCUGUCAGGAAAAACAGGUUCGUCUCGUACGCAAGAGAGUGUCGCACGUGCGCGACGCUGCCGCUGCAGCUGGCCUCAAAGACAUCUCGGCGCUGUUCAACUGCACCGGCCUGGGAUCGUACUCCCUCGGAGGCGUCGAGGACAAGAGCAUGUAUCCGACCAGGGGCCAGGUCGUGCUCGUCGAGCAGCCUCUGGUCCCGUUGAAGCGCAUGUACUUUCGCUCGCCUCGGCGCGUGGACAAUGACACUACCUACGUCUUUCAGCGACCACUAGCCGGCGGAGUCAUUCUUGGCGGGUGUCGCGAAAACGGCAACUGGAGUGGUGAAGUAGACCUCGACUUUGCCCAGCAGAUUAUGAAGAGGUGUUGUGCGCUGGCUCCCGAGCUCGGCAAGCCAGAGGACUUGAAGGUGAUCAAGCACGGAGUCGGGCUGCGACCCAGUCGACGCGACGGCCCUAGGAUGGAGGUGGAAAAGAAGCCCGACGGGCUGCUUAUAGUGCACAACUAUGGCGCCAGUGGUGCUGGCUAUCAGGCAUCUUGGGGGAUGGCACAGCACGGUGUUAAGCUGUUUGGCGAGGCAACGACAAAAGCGUCAUAUCGAGCGCAACUUUGA
Pestalotiopsis fici W106-1 is the source of this 1092-nucleotide messenger RNA. RefSeq lists its product as uncharacterized. The coding region runs from base 1 to 1092 and encodes 363 amino acids. The transcript is spliced from 2 exons. Lineage: Eukaryota; Fungi; Ascomycota; Sordariomycetes; Amphisphaeriales; Sporocadaceae. Gene Ontology annotation, molecular function: FAD binding; D-amino-acid oxidase activity. The record is from RefSeq and is a predicted model, not a curated record.